Saccoglossus kowalevskii is the source of this 1281-nucleotide messenger RNA. RefSeq names its product abl interactor 2-like. The record is from RefSeq and is a predicted model, not a curated record. Gene Ontology annotation, molecular function: signaling adaptor activity; SH3 domain binding. Gene Ontology annotation, cellular component: SCAR complex; actin-based cell projection; lamellipodium. NCBI's taxonomy places the organism in Eukaryota, Metazoa, Hemichordata, Enteropneusta, Harrimaniidae. Gene Ontology annotation, biological process: neuron migration.
UUCCGAGCAAAAUGUCAGCGCUGGAAACUUUGUUUGAGAGCGAGAUUCCUGGCGGGCGGCAGGCCCUCCAGGACAGUCACACAAAUUUAGAAAGAGUGGCAGAGUACUGUGAACAUAACUAUCUUCAGUCAGGUGACAAGAUGGCUGCCUUGGAAGAAACCAAAAGUUACACAACCCAGUCCUUAGCCAGUGUAGCAUACCAAAUCAAUACGCUAGCAACCAAUAUGUUACAAAUGCUGGAUUUACAAGCAACACAAAUGGCUCAUAUGGAGUCAAAUAUAAAUCACAUUGCUCAGACUGUCAGUAUACAUAAAGAAAAAGUGGCAAGGCGAGAGAUUGGUGUACUAACGACGAAUCGCAAUAUUAUACGCACACAUAAAAUCAUUGCACCAUCAUCUCCAGAAAGACCUAUCAAAUAUGUACGUAAACCAGUAGACUAUGUAAGCUUGGAUGAUGUUGGUCACGGUCUUAAAAUUGCCAGUUCUACAAAUCCUAGAAUGACCAGGACACCGUCUGUUAGUAGUACAGGUACCGUGAGCUCCAAUGACAGUGCCCCUGUCAGCAAUACUGGUACAAUUAACAGAUCAGGUAGAGGGACAUUACCUAGACCGUCUCAUAAACCACCGGAGCCUCCAGCAGUUCCUAAAGACUAUGCUGCCCCCAGUGAAAUUAUGCAUACAAGACCUUCCAAGGUGCCCAACCCGCCUCCACCUCCUCCUCCUCCACCAGGGCAGUAUCAGUCACCACACGUAACCAUUGGAAGACCACAACAGCCUCCCCCAAUGCCACCCCAGUCUCAACAGCAGCCAGUAGCCAAUAUACCGCCAGCUCCACCACCACCGCAGCCAGUGGGUCCAACAGUCGAGAGUCAUUACGCCCCCAGCAUGGCUUACCUGGCCAGCCAGAGGGAUAAACAAGAACAGAGAACAUCGCAGUAUCAGACAACAGCAACAGCAGUUCCUCAGCAAAAUAUACCUCCACAGUUCAGAGGAGAAUACAUGCCUUUGCCUGGCCUUGCUAAGGUGGAUUUGAGAUCAACACAGCCUAAGUCAGAAUACCAAUCUGGUAUGUUGGCAUCUCAGGCUGGACAACCGGCAGCGCCACCACCACCUCCCCCUCCACCAAUGCCAGAUAUAACAAGUAACACGCAGUAUAGUCCUCCAUCAGGUGAAAUGUCUUUGCCUCCUCCUCCAACUUCACUGACCUUGGAAGGUUCAUUUGAUUUUGAACCGCCGCCACCACUCCAAUUUCUUGAUGAAAUUGACGACAGUCUUGGAACAA